CUGUUUGCCCAUCUCUAAUAUACGUACUUAUGUACAUCGUGUAGAUGAAAAGUAAUAUUUGGAUAAUUUCUUCUAAUUGAAAAUGGGAGUACCGGCAUUCUUUCGAUGGCUCAGCAAAAAAUAUCCUUGUGUUAUUAUAGAAUGCAACGAGAACAAGCAAGUAGAUCCGGAUACGGGCAAAAAUAUUUACGAAGACGCCACUUUACCGAAUCCAAAUGGCAUCGAAUUUGACAAUUUAUAUCUGGACAUGAACGGCAUUAUACAUCCUUGUACGCAUCCUGAAGACAAGCCAGCCCCCAAAAAUGAAGAAGAAAUGAUGGUUGCCAUCUUCGAGUGCAUUGACCGACUAUUCGGUAUUGUUCGUCCCAGGAAAUUAUUGUAUAUGGCCAUUGAUGGAGUUGCGCCGCGGGCGAAAAUGAAUCAACAAAGAUCAAGACGUUUUCGAGCCGCUAAAGAAACCACAGAAAAGCGGCUAGAAGUUGAAAGAAUUCGAGAAGAACUCUUAGCACGCGGCUGUAAAUUGCCGCCAGAAAAGGAGAAAGGCGAACAUUUCGAUUCCAAUUGCAUCACGCCUGGCACUCCGUUUAUGGACCGCUUGAGCAAAUGCUUGCACUAUUAUAUACACGAUCGUCUCAAUAACAAUCCGGCCUGGAAGGGCAUCAAAGUGAUUCUAUCGGAUGCCAAUGUACCCGGUGAGGGAGAGCACAAGAUCAUGGACUAUAUUCGCAAACAGCGUGCGCAGCCCGAUCAUGAUCCUAACACACAUCACGUGCUUUGUGGAGCCGAUGCAGAUUUGAUUAUGUUGGGAUUGGCCACCCAUGAGCCGAAUUUCACCAUUAUUCGCGAAGAGUUUCUGCCGAAUAAACCGCGUCCUUGCGAUGUUUGCAAUCAGUUUGGCCACGAGAUGGACAAAUGUGUGGGACUUGGAGCUGUUGGUCCAACAACAAGUAAUUUUACGCCUGAUGUGCCAAUUGGGGCGGAGGUGAAGUUUAUCUUUGUACGAUUGAGUGUGCUUAGAGAGUAUCUGAAGAAAACGCUGGAAAUGCCCAAUUUACCCUUCAGUUAUGACUUCGAGAGAGCUCUGGAUGAUUGGGUGUUUAUGUGCUUCUUUGUGGGCAACGAUUUCUUGCCACAUUUGCCCAGUUUGGAGAUACGCGAAGGCGCCGUUGAUCGAUUGGUUGAAUUAUACAAGAAGUGCGUUUAUAAAACCAAAGGAUAUUUAACAGAUUCGGGUGACGUUAAUUUAGACAGAGUGCAAUUAAUUAUGACGGAUUUGGGAAAUGUCGAGGAUCAGAUAUUCAAAGACAGGCAAAGGCGCGAACAGCAGUACAAGGCCCGCCAGAAGAGGGAGAAUAACAAUUUUAAAGGCAUGGAGCAGUCAGUAUUUGGACCCACAGCUGUGGGACCCAAUAGUGCCCCAGGCAACAAGAUCACCAACUACAAACAGGAAGCGGCGGCAUUGCGCAUGGGACCUGGUGGAAAACGCACGAGUGCCCAGGCAAAUUUGGACGAUGAAGAGGAGGACAAUGACGAAGUGCGUCUAUGGGAGGAAGGAUUUAAGACCCGUUACUACGAAUCCAAAUUCGAUGUGACGCCAGAGAAUCUUCAAUUCCGUUAUGCUGUUGCCCUGCAAUAUGUGAGAGGACUAUGCUGGGUUCUGAAAUAUUACUAUCAAGGUUGUGCUUCAUGGAACUGGUAUUUCCCUUACCAUUAUGCUCCAUUCGCAUCUGAUUUUGUAAAUAUCCAAGGACUGUCGACAUCGUUCGAAAAGGGCACAAAGCCGUUUAAUCCUUUGGAGCAGUUGAUGGGCGUAUUCCCCGCAGCGAGUAGCUCCCAUGUCCCGGAGCCUUGGGCAGAACUAAUGUCUAAUCCUGAAUCUAAUAUAAUUGACUUUUACCCAGAAGACUUCAAGAUUGAUCUGAAUGGCAAAAAAUUCGCCUGGCAAGGUGUUGCAUUAUUGCCAUUCGUGGAUGAAAAGCGACUAUUUAAGGCCCUCAAACCGCUUCACGGCGAAUUAACGGCAGAAGAAGUCAAGCGGAACAAGAGAGGUGAAAACAAUCUGUAUAUAAGUAAAUCAAGUCCCCAUUUCAAGAAGGUUCAGAAAUUAUACAAGACAGCUGACAGCUCCGAUAAUGAGAAUAGUCCCAUAUCAUUUGAUGGCAUGAGCGGAACAAUAUCAGCAUCCGAACUUAAUACGAUCUUAUCCGGGCAUUUAAAGUCGCCCAUACCUGAUUUGCCUGACAUUGUCGAUAAUACCGCAAUAACGGCUGUCUACAAGGAUCCAGAGUACGAUGAGGACUACAUCUUCCUGGCCAAGAGGCUGCCCAAUGCAGUGGACCCUCCUCAAGUUAUACAAAACGACAAUAGUCAUAAAAAUGGACCUGUUAUCGGUUUCGGCAACCAUUCACAGCGAGCUUAUUUGCCACCUGGCGCCCAUCGGAUGGUUAACGCUGGAAUGCGAAGAAAUGAUAAUGGACAAGGUGGUGGUGGUUAUCAACAAUAUCACAAUAAUAUGGGAAAUAAUAUGAACUAUAACAAUUAUCAGCAACAAAAUCAAGGAGGAUAUCAUGGUAAUCAGAACUACAACAGAUCGUACAAUCAAAGAAAUCAGGGUAACAAUUAUCAGCAACGCAAUAACAAUUAUAAUGGACCCCGGCAUUCCAACUAUCAUCAAGGCAACUACAGGGGAAAUAAUAAUCAACAUUCAAAUUAUAGAAGAUUUUAAGUCAACUGACGUUCUUCAUCCAUGUAACUGAUUAAGUGCAAAGAAGAAAAUACUUGCAAGCCAAUUAUAUACAUACACUAAUAUGUACCUACAUAUAAUCUUGAUGUACAGCGGCUUUUAUUCGGUUUUGACAUAAUUGUGCCUAAUCACAAAUAUAAAUAUGUCUGAUAUUUCUAAGGAAA
Molecule: messenger RNA, 2907 nt
Organism: Drosophila sulfurigaster albostrigata
Lineage: Eukaryota; Metazoa; Arthropoda; Insecta; Diptera; Drosophilidae
Gene: Rat1
Product: 5'-3' exoribonuclease 2 homolog
Biological process (GO): nuclear-transcribed mRNA catabolic process
Cellular component (GO): nucleus
Molecular function (GO): RNA binding; 5'-3' RNA exonuclease activity
Source: RefSeq, a predicted model, not a curated record